Daucus carota subsp. sativus is the source of this 495-nucleotide messenger RNA. RefSeq names its product probable aquaporin TIP1-1. Gene Ontology annotation, biological process: water transport; transmembrane transport. The transcript is spliced from 2 exons. Gene Ontology annotation, cellular component: plant-type vacuole membrane. NCBI's taxonomy places the organism in Eukaryota, Viridiplantae, Streptophyta, Magnoliopsida, Apiales, Apiaceae. The record is from RefSeq and is a predicted model, not a curated record. Bases 1 to 495 code for a protein of 164 amino acids. Gene Ontology annotation, molecular function: water channel activity.
AUGACAUUUCUGAUUCAACCAAUUACCACCAGCACAACUGGUUGGAUUCCAACAUUUCUUACAGUUAUGGAUACAUUUUUUUUCCAAUUUGAUGGUAGGUUAUACCCAUUUUCUUGUAGUAUGCCAACAUCAGCCUUUGCAUUGUCGGGCGUGUCAGUGUGGAGUGCCUUCGUGUUCGAGAUCGUGAUGACAUUCGGACUGGUUUACACCGUCUACGCUGUCGCCGUCGACCCAAAGAAGGGAGACCUCGGAAUCAUCGCACCCAUUGCCAUCGGUUUCAUCGUGGGAGCCAACAUUCUAGCCGGCGGUGCCUUCACCGGGGCAUCCAUGAACCCUGCCGUCUCAUUUGGGCCUGCUCUGGUCAGCUGGGACUGGACUAACCACUGGGUCUACUGGGCCGGACCUCUCGUUGGUGGCGGCCAGCUGGCUGGAAUCAUCUACGAGCUUAUCUUCAUCGGUGGCAGUCACGAGCCAUUGCCCACCACUGAUUACUAG